Naegleria gruberi is the source of this 1137-nucleotide messenger RNA. RefSeq lists its product as uncharacterized. The record is from RefSeq and is a predicted model, not a curated record. The coding region runs from base 1 to 1137 and encodes 378 amino acids. The transcript has a single exon. Lineage: Eukaryota; Heterolobosea; Eutetramitea; Acrasida; Naegleriidae.
AUGUCUACUCAUGAUCAACUAACUACUCAUCAUUAUCAAGAAUCGGAACAGUUAUUAAAUAAUGAAAAUACAUCUAAAACUACUACUCUCAUGGUCGGAGAUGCACCAUUACGGCAAACAACAAGUUUUAAUUUUCUAAAAUCAAAACUCUUGUUCCGAAAAUUGUAUCAUCCUCUGCCGUAUUCUACCUUGUUUGAGAAGAAGAGUUUGAUUCGAUCUGGAUUUCUCCUUCCGUAUGAUGUAAAGAUUUCUCAUUUGAGUGGGUGUAUUAUUGUGAGUGAUUCGGAGAAUGAAUCAUUGCAGAUAUUGGAUUUGGAGAGUUGUGAAUUAAAGUGUACUAUCAAGAUUGGUCACGUCACGAGAUAUUUGGCCAUUGAAAUGGAUAAGAGAAGGGAGAAGGAAUAUUUAUAUUUGAGUGUAGAGUCUGGAUUUUUAUACAAGUUUGAUUUGGCUGAAAUGAUUGGUGAUGCUCUUGAAGGUAAAGCAUUGCGAUAUGUCUGGAAAAUUGGAGAGACAAAUGAUGAGGAAUAUGAACUUGAAUUGCCUAGUGGUAUUGCUGUUUCGUAUUCGAACAAGUAUAAGAAUGAAAAGUGUAAAAUGGAUGAGAAUGCAAUCAUUCUCUUGUGUGAUACAGGCAAUAACAAAAUCCUAACAUUUGCAUCGAGUGAUGGCUCUCUAAUUGAAACUUUCACAACAUUUAUCCCAUCUCAUUUAGUGCAAGAGGACAAUGAUUAUGCAGAUGAGUAUUUACACAGUUCAUUAAGACAACCUAUUGGAAUUUGCCUAGACCAAAACGAAGACAUUAUUAUGAUAGAGCAUAACCCAUCCUUUGCCCCUAAUCUUCACUUUCUUUACAAAGUUGGUGAUGUUCUCGUUAGUAAGAAGAGCUUACACACUCAGUGUCCUUCCUAUGUCAUGUUUGAUCCAGUUAAGAGACAUAUCUUUGUUAGUGAAGGAACCUCAACCAUUGCCAUUAUGGAUUCUGAAGGAAAGAAUGUUAAAACUGUACGAACUUUUAAGAAUGAUUCACAAGUUGAGGAAAAUUUUGAACUGCCCGAUGGAAUGUGCAUCAAUGACAAGACUGGAGAAUUAUAUCUUGUGGAUUGUGAGAAGAAUCAGGUUUUAAUUUUCAAUUGA